CCUUCCGCAGGCGUCGGAGCACAGAGAGGUGCUCUGGGAUCGCGGGCGGCGCCGGCGGGCGGCGCGGUCCUCACAGGAGACCCCGGGGACUGGGGCUUGACCCCGAGGUGCAGCGAGCCCCCCUCAGAGCAUCAGUUUUGUGAGUACUAGAGGAGUACAACCAUGUUUCGGAAUAGUCUCAAGAUGCUUCUUACUGGAGGGAAAUCAAGUCGUAAGAACAGAUCAAGUGAUGGAGGGAACGAGGAACCACCAGAACGAAGACAGUCAAGUGUAGACUCUCGCCAAAGCCGCUCUGGGCAAGGUGGCAUCUCCACAGAAAGCGACUGUGCUUUUGAGCCAGACUACGCCGUCCCACCACUUCCAGUGAGUGAAGGUGAUGCUGAACAGGAACUUGGUCCCCCUCCAUCUGUAGAUGAGGCAGCAAACACACUCAUGACUCGUCUGGGUUUCCUCCUUGGAGAGAAAGUCACAGAAGUUCAGCCAGGUGAUCAAUAUAACAUGGAAGUACAGGAUGAAAAUCAGACCUCAGCAAUCACCCAGCGGAUAAGUCCCUGUUCUACUCUGACCAGCAGCACUGCCUCUCCACCAGCCAGUAGCCCCUGCUCCACCCUCCCACCAGUCAGUACAAGUGCAGCUGCCAAGGACUGCAGCUAUGGGGCUGUCACUAGUCCAACCUCCACCCUUGAAAGCAGAGAUAGUGGUAUUAUUGCUACAUUGACAAGCUAUUCUGAAAACAUGGAACGCUCAAAAUACGUUGGGGAAAGCAGUAAAGAAUUGGGAUCUGGAGGAAACGUAAAACCUUGGCAGUCUCAAAAAUCCAGCAUGGAUUCCUGUUUGUAUCGAGUAGAUGAAAACAUGACAGCUUCCACCUAUAGUCUGAAUAAGAUCCCAGAAAGGAAUUUGGAAACAGUUUUAUCGCAGUCAGUACAGUCUAUUCCUCUUUAUCUUAUGCCACGGCCAAAUUCAGUAGCAGCCACAAGCUCUGCCCACUUGGAGGACCUCGCUUACCUGGAUGAGCAGAGACACACACCUUUGAGAACUUCGCUUCGAAUGCCAAGACAGAGCAUGGCUGGUGCUCGCACACAACAGGAUUUAAGAGUCCGCUUUGCACCUUAUAGGCCUCCAGAUAUCUCCCUGAAGCCUCUGCUCUUUGAAGUGCCCAGCAUUACUACAGAGUCGGUGUUUGUUGGCCGUGAUUGGGUCUUCCACGAAAUAGAUGCUCAACUUCAAAGUUCAAACGCCAACGUGAACCAAGGAGUCGUGAUUGUGGGAAACAUUGGGUUCGGCAAAACCGCCAUCAUCUCCAGACUGGUGGCCCUCAGCUGCCACGGAACACGGAUGAGACAGAUUGCCUCAGACAGUCCACACGCCUCCCCCAAACAUGUGGAUGCCAACAGAGAGCUGCCGCUCACACAGCCACCAUCAGCCCACUCCUCCAUCACCAGUGGAAGCUGCCCAGGAACUCCAGAAAUGCGCCGGCGGCAGGAGGAGGCCAUGCGGAGACUCGCCUCGCAGGUGGUGGCCUAUCACUAUUGCCAAGCGGAUAAUGCCUACACCUGCCUGGUGCCAGAAUUCGUCCACAAUGUUGCUGCACUGCUCUGCCGCUCACCUCAGCUGGCAGCGUAUCGGGAGCAGCUCCUCCGGGAGCCCCACCUACAGAGCAUGUUGAGCCUUCGGUCCUGUGUUCAAGACCCCAUGGCCUCCUUCCGGAGGGGAGUCCUAGAGCCCCUGGAGAAUCUUCACAAAGAGAGAAAAAUCCCAGAUGAAGAUUUCAUCAUCUUGAUUGAUGGAUUAAAUGAAGCAGAAUUUCAUAAACCAGAUUAUGGGGAUACAAUUGUAUCAUUUCUGAGUAAAAUGAUUGGAAAAUUUCCUUCCUGGCUCAAACUAAUUGUAACAGUUAGGACCAGUUUACAGGAAAUUACCAAGCUGCUGCCUUUCCAUAGGAUAUUGGACCGCCUAGAAGAGAAUGAAGCCAUAGACCAGGACCUGCAGGCUUACAUCCUGCACCGGAUACACAGCAGCUCAGAGAUCCAGAAUAACAUUUCCCUUAAUGGCAAAAUGGACAAUACUACAUUUGGCAAACUCAGUUCUCAUCUCAAGACCCUCAGUCAAGGGUCCUAUCUGUACCUGAAACUCACAUUCGACCUCAUAGAGAAAGGCUAUCUAGUGUUAAAGAGCUCUAGCUACAAAGUAGUUCCUGUUUCGCUCUCAGAGGUUUAUUUACUCCAGUGCAAUAUGAAGUUCCCAACCCAGUCUUCCUUUGACCGGGUGAUGCCUCUUCUGAAUGUGGCAGUGGCCUCUCUCCACCCCCUGACUGAUGAACAUAUCUUCCAGGCCAUCAAUGCUGGUAGCAUUGAAGGCACGCUAGAGUGGGAGGAUUUUCAGCAGAGAAUGGAGAAUCUCUCCAUGUUCCUAAUCAAGCGCAGAGACAUGACUCGUAUGUUUGUGCAUCCUUCUUUUCGGGAAUGGCUUAUCUGGAGAGAAGAAGGAGAGAAAACCAAAUUUCUCUGUGAUCCCAGGAGUGGUCACACAUUACUUGCCUUCUGGUUUUCCCGCCAAGAGGGAAAACUAAAUCGACAGCAGACUAUUGAACUGGGACAUCACAUCCUCAAAGCACACAUAUUUAAGGGUUUGAGUAAAAAAGUUGGUGUAUCGUCCUCCAUCCUUCAAGGUCUCUGGAUCUCCUAUAGCACAGAAGGUCUUUCCAUGGCCUUGGCAUCUUUACGAAACCUCUACACUCCAAAUAUAAAGGUCAGCCGACUGCUGAUUUUGGGAGGUGCCAACAUUAAUUACCGGACAGAAGUGUUAAAUAAUGCUCCAAUUCUGUGUGUCCAGUCUCAUCUUGGUUACACAGAAAUGGUGGCCCUACUGUUGGAGUUUGGAGCCAACGUGGACGCCUCCUCUGAAAGCGGCCUGACCCCUCUGGGCUACGCCGCAGCGGCAGGCUUCCUCAGUAUUGUCGUGCUGCUGUGCAAGAAACGGGCCAAGGUGGAUCACUUGGAUAAGAAUGGCCAGUGUGCUCUGGUCCACGCUGCACUCCGAGGUCAUCUGGAGGUUGUCAAGUUUCUGAUUCAGUGUGACUGGACAAUGGCGGGCCAGCAGCAAGGGGUGUUUAAGAAGAGCCACGCCAUCCAACAGGCCCUCAUCGCUGCAGCCAGCAUGGGCUACACCGAGAUUGUCUCCUACCUACUUGAUCUUCCAGAAAAAGAUGAAGAGGAAGUGGAGCGAGCACAGAUCAACAGCUUUGACAGUCUCUGGGGAGAGACAGCCCUGACAGCUGCUGCCGGAAGGGGCAAACUGGAGGUGUGUCGUCUGCUCUUGGAACAAGGGGCAGCAGUGGCCCAGCCAAACCGCCGAGGGGCAGUACCCCUGUUCAGCACUGUGCGCCAGGGCCACUGGCAGAUUGUUGAUCUUUUACUCACCCAUGGAGCUGACGUCAACAUGGCGGACAAGCAGGGCCGCACUCCCCUGAUGAUGGCGGCUUCCGAAGGCCAUCUAGGAACUGUGGACUUCCUCCUUGCACAAGGCGCCUCCAUUGCUCUCAUGGACAAAGAAGGAUUGACAGCCCUCAGCUGGGCUUGUUUGAAGGGUCAUCUCUCAGUCGUCCGUUCUCUGGUAGAUAACGGAGCUGCCACAGACCAUGCUGACAAGAAUGGCCGCACCCCACUGGAUCUGGCCGCUUUCUACGGUGAUGCUGAGGUGGUCCAGUUCCUGGUGGAUCACGGGGCCAUGAUCGAGCAUGUCGACUACAGCGGAAUGCGCCCUUUGGAUAGGGCAGUGGGUUGCCGGAACACCUCUGUGGUUGUCACUCUUCUAAAGAAAGGAGCCAAGAUAGGUCCAGCCACGUGGGCGAUGGCCACCUCCAAACCAGACAUCAUGAUCAUCCUGCUGAGCAAGCUGAUGGAAGAGGGGGACAUGUUCUACAAGAAAGGUAAAGUAAAGGAAGCCGCCCAGCGCUACCAGUACGCCCUGAAGAAAUUCCCUAGAGAAGGGUUUGGUGAGGACUUGAAAACCUUCCGGGAAUUAAAGGUGUCUCUCCUCCUCAACCUCUCUCGAUGUCGCAGGAAAAUGAACGAUUUUGGAAUGGCGGAGGAAUUUGCUACUAAGGCCCUGGAGCUGAAACCGAAAUCUUAUGAAGCUUACUAUGCAAGAGCAAGGGCAAAACGCAGCAGCAGACAGUUUGCAGCAGCCUUAGAGGACCUGAACGAGGCCAUCAAGCUCUGUCCAAACAACCGUGAGAUUCAGAGACUUCUGCUGAGAGUGGAGGAAGAGUGUAGACAGAUGCAGCAGCAGCCGCCACAGCAGCCUCAGCAGCAGUUACCGGAAGAGACAGAGCCCGAGCCCCAGCAUGAAGAUAUCUACUCGGUACAAGACAUAUUCGAGGAGGAGUACCUGGAACAGGAUGUUGAGAAUGUUUCCAUUGGCCUCCAGACGGAGGCUCGGCCCAGCCAGGGGCUCCCUAUCAUCCAGAGCCCGCCCUCCUCUCCAGCCCACCGUGACUCCGCCUACAUCUCUAGCUCACCUCUGGGCUCUCAUCAGGUUUUUGACUUCCGGUCCAGUGGUUCUGUGGGUUCUCCCACCAGGCAGAGCUUUCAGUCCACCUCACCUGCUCUUUCCCCGACUCACCAGAACUCGCAUUACAGGCCCAGCCCACCGCACACUUCCCCCGCUCAUCAGGGUGGAUCUUACCGCUUUAGCCCCCCUCCCGUGGGAGGGCAGGGCAAGGAGUACCCAAGUCCUCCCCCUUCCCCCCUCCGCAGAGGCCCCCAGUAUCGGGCCAGCCCUCCCGCUGAAAGCAUGAGUGUCUAUAGGUCCCAGUCAGGCUCCCCUGUGCGCUAUCAGCAAGAAGCGAGUGUUGGUCAGCUUCCUGGCAGACCCAAAUCUCCUCUGUCCAAAAUGGCCCAGCGGCCCUACCAGAUGCCCCAGCUUCCUGUGGCUGUUCCCCAGCAAGGGCUCAGGCUCCAGCCAGCCAAAGCCCAGAUCGUGAGAAGCAACCAGCCCAGCUCAGCUGUUCAUUCGAGUACCAUCAUCUCCACAGGGGCCUAUGGCCAAGUGGCCCAUUCGAUGGCUAGUAAAUACCAGUCCUCACAGGGAGAUAUAGGAGUCGGUCAGAGCCGGCUGGUUUACCAAGGGUCCAUCGGGGGGAUCGUAGGGGAUGGGCGACCCGUGCAGCAUGUCCAGGCCAGCCUGAGUGCGGGUGCCAUCUGUCAGCACGGAGGGUUGGCCAAAGAAGACCUUCCUCAGCGGCCUUCCUCAGCCUAUCGAGGCGGCAUGCGAUACAGCCAGACGCCGCAGAUCGGGCGUAGCCAGUCUGCAUCCUAUUACCCGGUCUGUCACUCAAAACUAGAUCUGGAGCGUUCCUCCAGCCAGCUAGGUUCCCCUGAUGUGUCGCAUCUAAUCAGAAGACCUAUCAGUGUCAACCCUAGUGAAAUCAAGCCCCACCCGCCAACUCCCAGGCCGCUGCUGCACUCCCAAAGCGUAGGCCUUCGUUUCUCUCCGUCUAGCAAUAGUAUCUCAUCCGCCGCCAACCUGACUCCUACCUUCCGGCCAUCUUCCUCCAUUCAGCAGAUGGAGAUCCCGCUGAAACCGGCCUACGAUCGGUCAUGUGAUGAGCUGUCGCCCGUGUCUCCCACUCAGGGAGGUUACCCUAGUGAGCCCACCCGAUCCAGGACCACACCAUUCAUGGGGAUCAUAGAUAAAACAGCCCGGACUCAGCAGUACCCCCACCUUCACCAGCAGAAUCGGACCUGGGCAGUGUCCUCAGUGGACACCGUUCUCAGUCCCACGUCUCCAGGCAACCUGCCUCAGCCCGAGUCCUUCAGUCCGCCGUCAUCCAUCAGCAACAUUGCCUUUUAUAACAAGACCAACAAUGCACAGAAUGGCCAUUUGCUGGAGGACGAUUAUUACAGCCCCCACGGGAUGCUGGCUAACGGGUCCCGCGGAGACCUCUUGGAGAGAGUCAGCCAGGCCUCCUCGUACCCCGACGUGAAGGUGGCGCGGACCCUCCCCGUGGCUCAGGCAUACCAGGACAACCUGUACAGGCAGCUGUCCCGGGACUCUCGACAAGGGCAGACCUCCCCUAUCAAACCAAAGAGACCAUUUGUGGAGUCUAAUGUUUAAAAGACCGUUGGUUGGAGCGAGACCCAUAUGUUUUCACUGCACAUUUUCAGGCUUGGUUUCCACAUCUGAGGUAGUUCUCUGGCUUAAUUUCUCAUGUAGUUUCUGCGUGGUGUUCAGAGGUGGCAGCCCACGUGCUGAAACCCUUUGCAUGCAGCCGACUGGGAAGCUGGCCUCCGGUGAGCCAGGACUUCGGUUUUUCUUGUCUGUGCCCCAGCCACACGCUCUCUCUCCCUCUCUUGCGAUGCCAUCGAGGAGAUAGUCGUGCCGUGUGCGUUCACCCAGGGAGAUCAGACACACUGGUCAGCUUUUCCAGGAGACAAUCGCUUUCACUGAUGUUCUUGUUGUGUAACUGUCUUUCUCCUUUUUUACAAAAAUAAGAUGUUCUUGGUCGUUUUCCUCUAGGAACUUUAGAAAGAGUGCGAUGCCCCCUUUGCCUUUGCAUUCGUAUCCAGCGUGACCCAGAUAGCAGCAGCCCCAGUGCGUUCGUGUGCCAUGGUCUCCUCCCCUGGACUGCCAGCUCCCUGCAGCCAUCAGUCAGAAUGUUCAUUUAGAUUAUUGCUGGUCUUCCUAUGGGGGUGAAGGAUCAAGGGGAAAGAGAAGAAGUAGAAACACCAACACAAUUUUUUUGAAAUGUCACCACAGUGAUUUCCCAAGAGGCAUUUUAGGAACAUUUGGAAAACAACCAGCCCUUUAAAUAUUUCAGUCAGCCAAGGAAAUUGGAUGAGAAUCAUAGAUACUUUGAAAUAAUUCACUGAGUUAUUGGGUUUUUAGCCAAACUGACCGUGAAAAGCUACCAAUUUUCCAUGGGUGGGGGGAGAGAAUAAAUAUCUAGACAGAAAAAGAAAGACUGUUCUGGAUUCUCAGUGAAAGGCUAUAGAAAAUCUUUGGAGAAAUCUACUUUUUAGGUCCUUACAGGUCACUGAGCAUCAUAUUCCACAAAAAGCAUACUCUUCCUGGAGAGUGACUGGUGCAGUAAUCCUGUUAGCUGGAUCUUUGCCUAGAGCCAGGUUUGUCCUACUGGCCCUCUUUUUUUUUUUUUUUUUUAACCCAGAUGGUAUACUGAAAAAUUGGUUCUCUGAGAAGGAAACUGAAUUCUUUGGGGACAGUAGGACUUAUUCCCAGAGCUCACACCCAGGGCCAUUGCUGUCCAUCCCGGAUGCUGUCUAACUCCAUUUCAGGAUCUUUAGUUUCAUUAUCUAUUAUUACAGGAUUGUUUCUUUCCUUUUACGAGGGAGGCGUGUUUGGAGAGUGAUAUUUAAAAAGCAGACACAGCAAAAGGUUUCAGGGAGCAGAAAGACCCCUUUCAGCCCCGGGUGGGGACACAUGAGAGAAACAGCAAGGCUUCUGACCCAGUCACCCGCCACACAUCUUCUGUGUCUUGUGGUCAUUUGCUAACAAGUCCUUUGAUGCCUGAGGCCUGCAGAAGAUGGACAGCAAGAACAUUGAAAGCAAAGCCUUAGCACAGGCCUGGUGACGACACAUCAGCUCUUAAAAUUAACAAACUAAGCAAUUAAAACUAAAGAGAGUCCAUUCUCUGUUCCAGGAAUCGUUCUGCUCUUGUUAGUAAAGGGCUACAGGAAGGGCAGUUUCCUGAAUAAAAAUCCAGAUGUGACCAGACCCGUCUGUAAUAGUAAGUGUCCUCUGAAAGAAUCACUAAGAUAUGGAGAGCAUGACGCUGGAAUCAGAAACACUUCUUUACGAGCUUAGGUUCUGCCCAGUAGAUGAACCCCUCCACCCCCAAGCCUGAAACAGGAUGAGAGGUGUAGCUCUGUGCUGGAAGUGAGGCAGCGGGGCUGACCAGACUCUGUCCACUCUCCCUGAUGCUUAAGGACUAUCUCCCGUUCAGCUAGACCAGAGUGGACAUCAGUGUCUCUUCUUUCUCUUUCAUCCAGAAGACGAAAUGUACAGCUCUAGCAUCAGCCUAGGAGCCCAGCAGCCUCUCGGCUUUUUUUGUUCACAUCUCAGCCUUGUUGGGCUCUGUGCCUCUUACCCUUUUUAACCACCUCUCACUGAGGAGCUGCUACUACAUUUUGAAAAUGUCCCCAGGGUCUGUUGGAAAAGUGCCCCUGUGGUUUUUGUUUUUUUCUUUUCUUUUCUUUUGGAACACCACACAUACCACCUGCACUCACCUGAGUGGGGGAGCAGGUUCUGUGGUUUUACAAAUGGGCCACUGAUGCCACUUCUCCCUGGCAUGUGUCUUAGGAUUUUCUAGGACAGACGGAUUUAGGGUCCAGGCCUUAUAAGGCAAAAUGCCUAAACCGUUCACAGUCAAAAUGCAAUUCUUUUUUAGCCAUUGUAAGGGGGAGUGGAUGUCACUCCUGGGCACCAGUUGUUUUUGACUAAGAAAUGCCAACUGGACCUCAUGGGAACAGAAGACAAAGUCUUUCCCUGUAAGCAGACUGCCCAUGCCCUGUGUUGCUACUUCACUGCCAUGGGAUGAUCUUAGUACUGUAUCUUAGAGAUGCCCUCUCCCCCAGCACCACUUGCUGAAUCAAUGCCUGGCUUCAGGUAGGGGGAAAUUUUUCAGAUGAAACUGGUAAGUUCCACUCCCCCGAUUCACAUAUCCCUGAAAUGGAGACAGUGGUGACAAACUUGAGCUUUCAGGUUUCUCACCAAAUUGUGCGUUCUGUUCACCCAGCAUUCUUGCACUAAUGGGUUUCCAUUACAUCCUGUCUAUACAUGGGUGCACUUUAUUGUUUGAAUUUGUAACUCUGAUAAAUACUGGAUAUUUAAGUGUGAGUAAUGUCUUCAUUAGAAAAUAGCAAAAAAACCGCCCUUGUCUUUUAGUGUAUUUUCAAGGAAAAAAAGGAAAGCAAGCGAGCAGUGGAUCACAGCAUUUAUAGCACAAGAAAUAACUUGUAUAUAAGCAUCAAAAAGAUUAAGAGUUUUUAAAUACAAAAAAAAAAUAUUUGCAGUGAUUUUAAAGUGCUUUUCCAGCAAUUUUCUUAGGGACUCCUGAGACAUGGUUACUUUAUUUACUGGAUCAGUAAGGCACACAAUUAACGAUUAAAAAUUAAUGUUUAUUUACAAAGUAAAGGGAAAAACCUGUGUAACAUGAGAAUUUGGCAUGGACAAAAUGGAGACCAUUUUGUAUCUGCUGUUAUAUCUUGUCCGGGUUGCAGACGUGCUCUGUUGAAGUCCCAAGUUAAUAGAGCACAGACCCUUCUUGUUCCUCUCCCAUGUGCCCCUCUUUCUAGAUAUGUUUAACUUAAACUUGAAGGCUCAGGAAAAUUCCACUAAUUAGAAUCAUGUACAGUACCCAGGUUGUUGUCCAGAGAUACAAGUUUGCUAAUUUAGUUAAUCCUGGAUUAUUAAAACACUUUUCCUAAAUUAUUGUAAACACAACAGCUUAAAGAAAGGUUUUCUCGGUCCUUAUAUUGUAUAGAAGUUUAUGACCCCCAUCUCUAAAUGUUGGUAUUUUUAUAUUGCAGAGAUGUACCCAAUAGAAAAAUGAAUCAGUAUCUAAUUUAAUAUCCGUAAGUAUUUUCCUUAGAUUUUAGUCAUAGACAGUGGGUUAUGUGGACGUCACCUUGUUUCACCAUACUUCACCACUAGGUGUCACUGUGGCUCUGCACCAGGCUUGGUCUGGUAGCAAAGAAUGGCAGCAUCUCUGGAGGAGCUGCUUCCAGGCCAGCAGGCAGGCCCACAGGCUCAGAGGGUUUGGGAAGGAAGGGAACAAAGGCCUGGAAAGUGGUCUUCACACAUCUGUGCCAGCUGUGGUGAGAUAAGCUCUUUGAACACUACCUGUUUUGGACCUUCAGCCAAGCAUAGGCUGGGAAAGGUUGACCAGAAUCCCUUGCUCUGGUGGAUGGAUGGGUAUGUUGACACCCAUUUCUUCUCCAUGAGCACCCCUCUCAGUUCCUCUUAGCCUCCAAAUUUUAUAACUCCAGAGGUGUCACAGUUGGAUGGAUUGAUUCAAAGAUAGUUAUUUUUCUACUGCAGAAAUGCCUUGGACAAAACCAGUUGCUUAUUGAAUCUUUGCCACAGAAUGAAACAGACUCCCCCAGGGGGCAGGAUGUGCCCACCCCAUCCCCACCUCUGCCUGCCUGUCUGUCCCUGGGCUGCCCACUUCUCAAAAAGCUACCCCGCAGAGGCCGCCUGCUUCUGCUCCCACACCAGGCCUGUGCUGCCCAGUUGCGUGUGCACUGGGAGGCAUGGCUUUUUCUCCUUCUCCUCAAGGAAUUCCAGACUGACCAUCUACCAUGACUAACAGCAACGAACAAAGGGCUUAGGGGUAGGAGCUACCUACAAAGACGUGUCAUGGAAACCUUCACCAUGCAAUGCCUUGAACUCAGCUCUGACUGCUCCCAAGAACAGGUGGCUGGCUGGGGGGCCUGGACACAAGCACAACGGGGCUGGUGGAGCCACUGUGCAGAGCUACUUGAAUAAUCACUGGGUCUUCAUCAACUUUUAUAACACAGACCACUCAAGGGCUGAAGUGUUGAUAACCUGCAUUUCGGUGUCCAAUGCCUCACAGCAGCUGAACCACCCUGAGAUGCUUGUGGCCAGGUAGUGGCCACAGUCAGAGCUUUGAAAGUCAGUACCAAAUGAACGUGUAAUUGGACACCAAAAAUCAAGUGUUACUUUCAUGUUUCCUCACCCACAUCAUCUCGUUUCCUCCCGCUGACUCUGUGAUAUCUCCACUAAGCUGACCCGUCAGGUUUUUAGCCCGAUGCGUACAGACGCAGGCCAGCAUCACUCUCGUUUUUUUUCACACCUACUCUGUGGAAAGGAAGGAGCCUCACUGCUGUGUUGUUGUUGUAGCACUUACUGGCUGGAUUUUGCUUUUGCCUCAUCACUAACCAGAAUAUCUGGUCAGGGGGACUCAACUCAAUCCCACUGGUCCCCAGGACCAGACAGAGAGAGUUAAUUCUGGAAAAUUCAGUACUUGAAUGUACCUGCCUUAUUGUGAACCAACUUACUGCGGGGAAAGUUAGAAAUGCUGGCUCCAGAUCUCUACUUCAUUCACAGGUUAUUUUGGAAAGCCUGUACAUGACACUUCUUUUUGUGGUUUGUUUUUAUUUCUGAAAUGUUUUUUUCUUCUUUGGCUGAUUCCUGCUGAGUGGGGCCGGUUCCUCGUCAGGCUCAGGGCAGGUGCCAUUCUCAGGCAUGGCCUCCUUUCCAUCCAGCAUAGCAUCUUCAUCUCUGUUCUGUCUCCUCCAAAUCCAAGAUGAUUUUAAUUAGUACAGACCUGUACAGUCGACAAUUAAAGAGUGCUUUGUACUAUUAUGAUUUUGAUUCUUCUUCCUCUUGCUGUCCUUUGAAGACACUUGCUGGAAAAAGCUUUAAUGCACUUAGUUUUCCUGUAGGUUUUCUAUAACUCAGAUGUAAAGGACUUUCUCUGUACAGUAUAUUAUCCAAUGCAUGUUUGUUCUCUAUCCUGAUAUAUUGAACACCACACAGUUGUGAACUCGUGCAGUGGGUAUGUCCCACACCCAGCAGAGGCAUCUAGCCCCCUGUGUAUAAGGAAAGACAUUUUCCUUUGCUGUACUUGCUUGAGCAGUUUUAUUGUCUGUACAUGUGAGCUGUGUGAGAUAGAUGUGAAAAGUUACAUGAAUGCAAUUUCCUGCCCAUGUAUACAGAUCGCCAUCUGUACAAUGAACUGUAUGUAUGAAAGCAAAUGUACUUAUUUAUAAAUGGGUAACACUUGGAAAAACA
Phacochoerus africanus (Common warthog) is the source of this 11778-nucleotide messenger RNA. RefSeq names its product tetratricopeptide repeat, ankyrin repeat and coiled-coil containing 2 (gene TANC2). Lineage: Eukaryota; Metazoa; Chordata; Mammalia; Artiodactyla; Suidae. Gene Ontology annotation, molecular function: protein binding. The record is from RefSeq and is a predicted model, not a curated record. Gene Ontology annotation, cellular component: dendritic spine. Gene Ontology annotation, biological process: regulation of dendritic spine morphogenesis.